Penicillium hordei is the source of this 1893-nucleotide messenger RNA. RefSeq lists its product as uncharacterized. Lineage: Eukaryota; Fungi; Ascomycota; Eurotiomycetes; Eurotiales; Aspergillaceae. The coding region runs from base 1 to 1893 and encodes 630 amino acids. The record is from RefSeq and is a predicted model, not a curated record. The transcript has 2 exons.
AUGAAUAAGCUUCCGCCGGAAAUUCUUCCUCUGAUUUUUGCGGAAAUUUGGGAUUUGUAUCCUGAAAGUCUGCGAGGCUUGAAUACAGUCAAUAGAGUGUUCUACGAUACGGCUGCACGCUUUCUGUAUAAAACCCUCACUAUUCGAUUUUGCAGCAAUCAGGAAUAUGAGCAAGCUGUUACGAAUGUGUUGACUCGCCCAACCAAUACCAACUGGUACAAGCACACCCGGCGGCUUGACAUUAUCUGUGGGCAAUCAGGGUUGCAGCUGAGCUCCAAGUACGAAAUGGCGAUGGGCAAAAUUCCCUUUCCAGAAGAUGAUCCCCAUUUCGGCCCGGUGACGGAAAGUCUGACGGAGUGUGAUGGCUUCGCUUCUCCGAAGUGGGAACUACUAGUUUCACUGCUUGGAAACAUACAGCAUCUAGUGGAGCUCAACUAUGCGAUCGCGAAUGUGUUUCCACAAGUCUUACUGACAGCUCUGCAUCAACACCACCCAGCUUGCAAGCUCAACAUCCACGCAUUCUGCCUCACAAAUCUCAUGUCGCCGCUGUGGGAUGCCUGCGAGAUGGAUCUUAUACAGUCCCCGUGUCUCCAUGGAAUUCGUUUUAGCCCCUGGACCGAGAGCAAGGACAUCGGACCGGAGACUUAUACCGAAACAAUCUACAGGAUUAUGUCUAUCGCUCCUAAUCUCAAGCAUUUCUAUGUUGACAUUGAUCAGUCGCACUAUCCUCUUUCCAAAGCGAUUCCCGAAGGCAAGGGGCUUGAUUCAUCGGUCAUGACUUUCAAGCUGGGCAAACUAAAGUCACUAUCAUUACGAUUCGGGCAGGAAAAAAAGAAGAUACUUGACGAAGCGAGUCAACAUACGGACUUUUCCGAAUUAGAGUCACUCGAUCUGGAUUCCAUUAUUAGUGAUGAUAUCCCAAGAGCAAUUGCCUCGACAUAUUCUUUUCGUAACCUGCAGAACCUAUCUGUUACCAUUGGUAACUCAUUGAGCGAAGGAGUAGCGGAGCUGAUGUUUGAAUCUGUCAAUCCAUUGACUUAUCUGAAGCUCAGAAGUUGUCUGGACACCAGCACCAUUGAGAAGAUCCUCAUGCGUCACGGUCCAACAUUGCAAGGUCUGGUGCUUCUUCCCGGACCGCAUAAUCGCUUAUCAACUGGGACACCAAAAGGAGGUUGCUCUAUGCAGGUGUUGCGAUACGCUAAACUCUGUCCUCGUCUAAGGAACCUGCUCAUUGAAACCCAACGCUCAGCCGGAAGUGAAGAUGAAAUACGGCUUUAUGAAGCGUACGGUCAAUUUCCUUCCCUGGAAUUCCUCGCCCUGGAUAUGGAGUGUGCUAUUCCCUACAAGCAAUUAAAUGAUCGGGAAAGAAUCAGGAUGCCUGCGGUCGCUGAAACAGCAUUCAGCCUAACACUGGAUCCGGCCCUAUGCCUCGCAAUAUGGGAUAGAAUUUCAUCAACCCAGAAAUCCGGUCGGCUACGAAAGUUAGAGCUUUAUCCCCAAACACGCCGCAGCCUACCAUCUAUACGCACCGAUCCCCAGCUGCUCAUCAUUGCGUCCAGUCUGAAACGAUCAUACCUUGUGCGACGAAGGAUUUUUGACAAACAAGAGCUCCCUAUUAUUAUCGAAAUCGACGCGGCAAGUCAUUUGCCGUUGAACUUCCCGAACAAGCCUCUCAGGCGUCCUCUGUGGUUCGAAGCAUUGCCUCAGGUUGACUUUGCAUUUGGGACCGUUGCAGAGCGUAUAUACCCAUUCUAUUCAAAUUGGCGGUCCGAAUGGUUGAUGCGCCCACUGCAAAGGCUUGCUGUUGAUCUUUUGACCAAGCGGUGCAAGAGGACCCGCGAAGCUGGGGAUAGUGAGGGUGAGACGAAGCGAUCUCGCACAAUUGCACAGUGA